This is a messenger RNA of Scomber scombrus (Atlantic mackerel), 1020 nucleotides long. RefSeq names its product neuropeptides B/W receptor 2b (gene npbwr2b). Gene Ontology annotation, molecular function: neuropeptide receptor activity; neuropeptide binding. Gene Ontology annotation, biological process: neuropeptide signaling pathway. The record is from RefSeq and is a predicted model, not a curated record. Lineage: Eukaryota; Metazoa; Chordata; Actinopteri; Scombriformes; Scombridae. The transcript has a single exon. The coding region runs from base 1 to 1020 and encodes 339 amino acids. Gene Ontology annotation, cellular component: membrane; neuron projection.
AUGGAGAAUGUGUCUGUCCCCGGCGGUGCGCUGCCUGUCUGCAAUGACUCUGUGGACUAUUACUCUCUCAUGGCAGCGAACCGCACAGACCUGAACUGCACUCCUCCUCCCCCUGAGUUCUACUUCUCUGCUGACCUCUACGUCAUUCUGCCUGUCAUCUACUCUGUAAUCUGUGCUGUAGGACUGACAGGCAACACAGCUGUCAUCUAUGUGAUCCUUAAAGCCCCCAAGAUGAAAACAGUCACUAAUAUGUUUAUACUGAACUUGGCCAUCGCGGAUGAUUUGUUCACUUUGGUGUUGCCGAUAAGCAUAGCCGAACACUUGUUGCAGUUCUGGCCUUUCGGUGAAGUUUUGUGCAAAGUCAUCCUCAGCAUCGACCACUACAACAUCUUCUCCAGCAUAUAUUUCCUGACUGUUAUGAGCAUCGACCGCUACCUGGUCGUCUUGGCCACAGUGAGGUCAAAGCGCAUGCCUUACCGCACCUACCGAGCAGCCAAAAUCAUCUCCUUAUGCGUCUGGAUCCUCGUCAUCCUCAUCGUCAUGCCUUUCACCGUCUUCGCCAGCGUCUACGUCAACCCGAUCGAUGGGAGGAAGAGCUGCGUGCUCAGCUUCCCCAUCCCCGAGAGUCUGUGGUUCAAAGCUAGCCGGAUCUACAUGCUCAUCCUCGGCUUUGCCAUCCCAGUGUCGACCAUCUGCAUUUUAUACACCAUGAUGCUCUACAAGCUGAGGAACAUGCGUCUCAACAGCAACGCCAAGGCGCUGGACAAAGCCAAGAAGAAAGUCACCAUCAUGGUGUUCAUCGUUUUGGCCGUGUGCUUGUUUUGCUGGACGCCGUUCCACCUCAGCACCAUCGUGGCUCUGACCACCGACCUGACGACCACGCCGCUGCUGAUCAGGAUCUCCUACUUCAUAACCAGCCUGAGCUACGCCAACUCCUGCCUCAACCCCUUCCUCUACGCUUUCCUGGAUGACAGCUUCAGGAAAGCCUUUAAGAAGAUGUUGGAAUGUAGGCCGGCCUGA